AUGGAGACGUCUGGUUUUACGGAAGAACAGAUGACAGUGCGAGACGCAAUAUUCAAAGUCUGCGCCAACUUCUCCGAUGACUACUGGAUGGAGCAUGACCAAACAGAGACGUAUCCGCACGAGCUUCACGCCGCCCUGGCCAAGGAUGGCUGGUUAGGCAUUGCUCUGCCCGAAGAAUUGGGCGGUUCGGGUCUAGGCAUCCAAGAGGCAACGAUGAUGCUGCAAACGAUCGCAGAAAGCGGAGCUGGACUGGCGGGUGCACAAAGUAUCCAUGCGAACGUCUAUGCCACCCAGCCCGUAAGUAAAUUCGCCACGCCGGAGCAGAGGGAUCGCUUUCUCCGCAAAAUCAUCUCCGGCGAGUGGCGGACAUGCUUUGGCGUUACGGAGCCCAACACAGGUCUGGAGACGCUGAAGCUGAGGACCACCGCCCUACCAACCUCUGACGGGUCUGGCUACAACGUCUCUGGGCAAAAGAUCUGGAUCUCAAGCGCGCAAGUAGCGACGAAGAUGGUACUCCUCGCACGAACCACACCUAUAGAAGAGGUCAAGAAGCCAAGUGAAGGCCUCUCCAUGUUCUACAUCGACUUCGAUCUUUCGCAACCAGGCCUAGAGGCCAAACGUAUCAAGAAGAUGGGCGGUCGCGCCGUAGACGCCAACCAAGUCUUCUUCGACAACUAUUUCAUUCCCAAAGACAGCCUAAUAGGAAAGGAAGGCCAAGGCUUCAAAAUCAUCCUCCACGGCAUGAACGCCGAACGCGCUUUACUCGCCGGCGAAGCCUUGGGGCUAGGUUAUGCGGCGCUCAAGAAGUCCUCCGAGUACGCGAAAGAGCGCGUCGUCUUUGGUCGACCUAUUGGUCAAAACCAAGCGAUACAACAUCCGCUGGCGUCGGCGUACAUGCAUCUCGAGGCGGCCAAGCUGGCGACGUACCAUGCGGCGCGGCUGUAUGACCGCAGCACUCCAGAUAACAAGGACUACGAUCCUAGUAUCACGCAACACCAGGUCGGCGUAGCGUGUAAUAGUGCGAAAUACCUCGCUGCCGAAGCUGCGUUUACGGCGUGCGAGCGGAGUGUUAUGUGUAUGGGCGGUAUGGGUUAUGCGCAAGAGUAUCAUGUCGAGAGAUAUCUGCGUGAAUGCUUCGUCCCACGCAUCGCGCCUGUUAGCAGAGAGAUGAUUAUGAACUUCGUCGGAGAAAAGGUACUCGGCUUGCCAAGGAGUUACUGA
Messenger RNA from Baudoinia panamericana UAMH 10762, 1221 nucleotides. RefSeq lists its product as uncharacterized. The record is from RefSeq and is a predicted model, not a curated record. The coding region runs from base 1 to 1221 and encodes 406 amino acids. Gene Ontology annotation, molecular function: acyl-CoA dehydrogenase activity; flavin adenine dinucleotide binding. Lineage: Eukaryota; Fungi; Ascomycota; Dothideomycetes; Mycosphaerellales; Teratosphaeriaceae. The transcript is spliced from 3 exons.